Molecule: messenger RNA, 396 nt
Organism: Panicum hallii
Lineage: Eukaryota; Viridiplantae; Streptophyta; Magnoliopsida; Poales; Poaceae
Product: aspartic acid-rich protein-like
Exons: 2
Coding region: 1-396 (131 amino acids)
Source: RefSeq, a predicted model, not a curated record
AUGGCGCUCAAGAUAUCUGAGAAGGAUGGGAAGAAGAAGGAGGCGCAGCCACCAUCUGGGGAGUGCACUCACAACCUCCAACUUCUCCUCGGCGGGGAGUUGGAUGAAGAUGACGAGGACGACAUGUCUUGGGAUGGAGAUUUCUUCUCCUUGGAGGAAAAAGUUGAUUCUUCAUCAACCGAGGAGGAUUCGGUAGCAGGAGGCUACCUACUUGGUGGGUCGUCGGAGGAUGACAACGACGAUGAUGAAGAUGAAGAAGCCGAAGACAGCAGCGGCUUCAGCAGCGACAGCGGUGGAGACGAUGACGGCGAUGACGAUGGCAACGACGACGACAAUGACGCCAGCAUGGCUCCUCCGAUCAAGCGUAGCAGAACCUCCAGCACCUACUGGUGGUAG